AUUGCUCCAGACAUCAUAAAUUUAAUUUUAACCCAUUUAAUCCCAAGUAUACGAAAAAUAUGAUAACAUAUGUGUUUUAGACAAAAAAUAUUUAUUAUCUUACAUUCUGAAAUGAGUUUUCCUGAUCAUCGACAGUGGAAAAAACUAACUUCACAAAAAAUUACAAUGGUUCAUACACGCACCACUGGCAAGAAAAGUUGCAAAUCCACAAUGAAGAAUGAUAAUGUUGAAGAUGAAGAGGUGGAUGUUUAUAAGGUGAUAUUACAGUUGAGACAAGAAAACCUGUUGAUCAGAGAUGAAAAACGAAGAAUACAGGAGUUGAAUGAGCUGGUAGGAACCAAAAUCCACAAUAUUAUAAAAGAUUCAUGGAUUACUACCAAACAACGUUUGUUGCUGUAUCAAAGAGAGACUUCCUCCCAAAAUUAUGCCAAUGUUGAUGGUUUGGUCAACUCUGAGUUUGUUGAUGCUAAACACAGUUUAGGAUUUCAGAAUGCCAUUAAAAUUGGAAACUUACUUGAGGUUUUGAGAACUCAACCUGCUCAAUUAGCCAAAUGGUUGAUUGCUGGAGAACAAAUAGCUGAAGAGUCACUAAAUUACUCAUUGCUUCUAGAGCACAUAGUUGUUGGGUUGUAUGGCUGUUUCAUAUUUCCUGAAGAUACAAAAUAUAUGCUCACUUUGCUGUAUGAAUUGGCUAAACUACAAAUGUUGAACUGUGAUGAUCCUAGAAGAAUUAUAAAACAGUUGAGAACUUGCUCUUUCAAGAGACUGUAUUUUUUGUUUCAUGAAGUGUUACAUUCUGCUAGAUUUUUUUUAAGUGCAGCUAUGGAAAUCCCCAUCAUUCAAAUGAUGUCUUGCUCAGAGUACUAUUUGGACAUAGACCCUGCAAAGACAUGUAUGAGAUUCAUCCAAAAUGAAAAUGAAGUAACAACAAUUUUCAAAGAUAUGGAAGAGUACAGAAGUAAUGUUAUAGAAAAGCUUGUGGAUUUUACUAAUACUUUUGUUACAUCUCUUCUGGAAAAUGUUUAUAGUUUUCCAAAAUCUGUUGCUUGGAUUGUAUCUCAGAUUUCUAAAAUCAUAGAAAAGUCUUUUUCUAUCAAACAGGCUAAUGCAAUUGUCACUGAACUCAUCUUCACCCUGUACAUUUGCCCAGUAAUUUUGGAUCCGGAGCAGUAUGGCAUUUGCAUGUCCCAAGUCACAGAAAUUGUAAGGCAUAACCUCAUUCAGAUCUGCCAGAUUUUACAAUCAUUGGCUCUGAGUAAAUAUGAGCCCAUAGAUGCCAGAUUUUGUGACUUGUUCAAUUUAUUGGAUAUGAAUAGGGUUCACAAUUUCAUGGAGUUAUUGUUCUUUGAUAUGGACUGUGAUGAACCACCAGUAGAGAGUUCACCAGAUGUUACAAGAGAUAUAAUGUUGUUUACUGAGUUUGAACUUAACAAUUUGGUGUGUAUUUUGCAAAAAAUUAAAACAAGAUAUCGUCAAAAUGAAAACUUCAGAAAAGAAGCAGCAAUUGAAGAGCAAUUGUCUUCUUUAACCUUAUCCUCAACAGAUAAUUCACCAAAAUCCAGUAGAUCCUCUCAUAAUGAAGAGGGUUCUUCAAAGAUAUCCAAUUUUUUUGCAAUGGGUGUCAAAAAUAACGUAGUUGCUCCGGAAAUCGACGACUCCAAAUCCACCUCCACCACCAUACUCGUCUUCCCCAUAAACAACGUGGAAUCUAACCUGAUCGGCCUGCUGCCCGAAGAGAAAAUCAUCGAUCUGAGCGCCCCCCUGAAGAACGGCGACCUUUUCGACAUGACCGCAUGCAAGGUGGAGAGGAGUAUCCCUGACACUCCUCCUCAAAAUGGGGACCUCAAGCAGUCGUUCGCCUAUCUGGACGAGGGCUCGAUCGGCAACACUUCCGAUAAUUUGGAGGCCAUUUCGGAGGCGGCUAGUAAUCAUUCGGUGGAUAGCAGCAUCGAGCUGGAGAACGAGGAUCAGAACGAUAAUUUGUCGGAUAUGGUGUCUGCUAACGUUUCAGGCAGGGGCACCCCGAACAUCUCGGGCCGAGACACGCCUAGCUCGCAGGUCUGCGAGAACGACGACCGCGCCAUGGCCGAACCGCCGGCCGUCUCGCAACCCCAAUCCAACCUCAACAGACAGAUCCGCUCCGAGAUCGACGACAAGUUCUGCAAGUUCGAGAUCAAGAAGCUGCCGGAAGGGGACGAGACGGUGUCGAUCAUAUCCGAGACGUGGAGCACGGACGUGCUCGGGUCCGAUAACGAGUUUUUGGAUGCGAGCGAGGCUCGGUUGUCUUUGCCGCUGGUCGAGACCAUACAGGAGGCCCCGAACAUUCUCGACCUCUCCGAGACCCAAAGCGAGAGCGCGUGGUCCACCGACGUGAUGACGUCAGACACCGAGCGCCUCACCGAAGUCGACAACGACGACUCGGUCAGCGUCGCCCAAUCGGACGACACGCGCUCCGAGACGGACGACUGCCCCGCCCGACGACUCUCGGCCGUCUCGACCAAUUCCAUCGCGACCUCGCACUCGGUGGGCGGGGCGACCAAUCAGCACAACGCGGUGGGCGUCGCCCAGUCUGACGACACGGACGACUGUCCCGCCCGCCGGCUCUCGACCAAUACGAGCACAGUGGGCGGGGCGGCCAAUCAGCAGGGGUCGGUGGGCGUCGCCCAGUCUGACUACACGGAUGACUGCCCCGCCCGCCGGCUCUCGACCAAUUCGAUGGCCAAUUCGAACUCGGUGGGCGGGGUAGCCAAUCAGCACGGGGUGGCGGCACAGAAUGCGAACUUUUUGCCGGUGAGCAGCCCGAAUGCGGUGAGCAACACGAGGCGGUUCGUGACUUCGUCGAAUUUCCAGGAGUACAGGAAGAUCGACGUCAAGAACGACAGGUAUUUGAUCGUGUCAAUGAACUGA
Phaedon cochleariae (mustard beetle) is the source of this 2907-nucleotide messenger RNA. Lineage: Eukaryota; Metazoa; Arthropoda; Insecta; Coleoptera; Chrysomelidae. The record is from the annotation of a GenBank genome assembly.